Messenger RNA from Huiozyma naganishii CBS 8797, 1461 nucleotides. RefSeq names its product Rrn11p (gene RRN11). The coding region runs from base 1 to 1461 and encodes 486 amino acids. The transcript has a single exon. Lineage: Eukaryota; Fungi; Ascomycota; Saccharomycetes; Saccharomycetales; Saccharomycetaceae. Gene Ontology annotation, biological process: nucleolar large rRNA transcription by RNA polymerase I; transcription initiation at RNA polymerase I promoter. Gene Ontology annotation, cellular component: RNA polymerase I core factor complex. Gene Ontology annotation, molecular function: RNA polymerase I core promoter sequence-specific DNA binding; RNA polymerase I general transcription initiation factor activity; TBP-class protein binding. The record is from RefSeq and is a predicted model, not a curated record.
AUGUUUGAAUUACCGGUGCUUCUCGGGUCGUUUUCUGAGUCGCAGAGUCUUGUUAGAAAGAAAUUGCGAUACCGGUACCGUAACGAGAUCAAGAACCAGUACAAACGGAUCAAAAUCCACGAUGAAAAUGGACAACUGACUCCCGAGAGCUCGCACACGGAGUUGGAUGACCACGAAAGCAGGUCUAGAGUGUGUAGAGGGAGAAAGAGGAGACUCUAUGAUUUGCGUGAUCGAGAAGAACAUGGCUUUGAGUCAGACUCCAGUGAAGCGCAGGACGAGGUGGGGGAUUUGCCAGAGAAGGAGGAGGAGGAGAUAGGGCAUGAGGAGCGCAAGUAUUUCAAGAACCACGAGAAGCCGGAGGACUUGUACGAAGUGUGGCACGUUGCGACUGAAAGGAGGAAAGUCCCCAUCCAGCGGCAGUUUGUGUCUUACAACAGACUUCAAACGAUUGAGAGGAGGGCCAAACGGAAGAUGGAGGUGCCCUUGCUGCAUGUGUCAAGGGUGCGCUCGAGCGAGUUUUCCGCUGAGAUAGAUGGCUACGAUGUGGUGUCCAGAGGCGACGAAACAACGCAUUUUGAGAACAAGCAUAUUCAGUUGCUCGUGACCUUGUUGCACCGGCACAUCUCCACCGAGAACUGGAACCUGGCGUACAAAGUGUUUGCACUGCUGAUUCGUAUGCCCCGGGUUGACAUCAGAGCUGUGUGGAACCUAGGUGUCGCAAUCCUUGCUCGCCGGGACUCGACAACCGCCAUUGACUUUCUCGAGUGGAUGCACAGCGUGUACUCGAACAAGCACAGGUUCAUCCAGAACGUCAACCACAGGCUUCCACCCGCGUUCCGGUCCGGUUCGCGCACUCACACGGCACAGUACACGACGACGUGGCUAUGGUUGUCUUUGAGGGCAGCGACCGAGCAAGCACAAGAGGGCGCCCCGACGACGCUCGAACCUUUGGAGCUUCUCACGGACAAAACCUCGGAGCUCCUGUUGACCCCGCCGUACAUGGACGACAGCGAGGUGUGGUUCAUCUAUUGUUCGUGUUACUUUGUCAAGGCAGACAUCCUCUCGAGGAACAUCCACAGCGACUUAACGCACAACGUGCAUGCGUUCUCCUCGUCGACCAUGGACUUGCGGCGCAACGAGGUUGUUCAGAGCAUCACCCGAUGCCAGAAGACUUUGCACACCGCGGAGGAGAAGUCCGACCAGGCAAGACACCGGGCGCAUGCGUACUGGGAACUCCCGACGGGAUACAUCAAAAGACAGCUACAGCAAAUAGAGAAGCGGCUCACGGCGCAGAGCACACCAAGGGACCAACCUUCAAGCCCUGCCCACUACGAGAACUACGGCCUCGGGGACACGGAACUGGCCGAAGAUCAGGCAGACAUCGACGCAUUCCCUAUAGAGGAGGACAAUUCCUUCCUACAGGCGCUCGACACACAGCCACUCUCGGACAACUUUUUGUAA